CGCCCUCAAGAAAGAUGGAGGGACGCUCUUUAUCUCGCGAGACCUCGCGCGGGACUCGCCGACCAAUCAGAGGGCAGGACUGGCAAAACUCCGGGCGGAAGCGGCUCCCGCGGUGGCGUCAGCGGCCACUUCCGGCGGAAACGCGGUGCAUUGUGGUCCCGGCGGGGCCCAGCGGCGGCGGAGCGGGGCCGAGGCCGCGGGGGGGGGGGCGCGGCCCCGGGGGGGGGCGGGGCGGGAUUUUGGGGGCACCGAGAGACCCCCGGGACCCCCCCCGGCAGCGCGGGAUGGGCGACAGCGACCGCGACUGCCGGAGCCCCGACAGCUCGAGCGCCGCCUCCCCUCCCCCCCCCGCCCCUCCCCCCCCCGCCAUGGGGUCCCCCCUGGGCCCCUCCCCCCCCGCUUUGGGCUCCCCGGGGCUGGCCCCGCCCCCCGCGCUGGGACCCCCCUUCCUGGGGACACCCCAAAACCUGGGGUACGGGACCGGCAGCAGCACACAGAUUUUUCCCCCCACAAUUCCCUGA
Messenger RNA from Poecile atricapillus (Black-capped chickadee), 521 nucleotides. Its product is annotated as basic salivary proline-rich protein 2-like. NCBI's taxonomy places the organism in Eukaryota, Metazoa, Chordata, Aves, Passeriformes, Paridae. The coding region runs from base 15 to 521 and encodes 168 amino acids. The record is from RefSeq and is a predicted model, not a curated record. The transcript has 3 exons.